Molecule: messenger RNA, 422 nt
Organism: Amphimedon queenslandica
Lineage: Eukaryota; Metazoa; Porifera; Demospongiae; Haplosclerida; Niphatidae
Product: intraflagellar transport protein 172 homolog
Exons: 2
Coding region: 9-290 (93 amino acids)
Source: RefSeq, a predicted model, not a curated record
AUUCAAAUAUGUGGCAUUUUAUAAAGUCCAAUGCUUCAUUGUCAGCUCUUAAACUCUUCACUACAUAUGGUGCUCCUCCUUUACCUCAAAACUUUAACAUAUACAAGAGGCUCUGCAUGGAAGUGUUUGGAGAGAAUCUUGAAGGAGGGACAGCUUAUUCAAUCUACUCUAGUCUCAGGAAUAUGUUAUUCUCUAUUGUUGAUGAGCUAUCACGUACAUCAGAGUCUGGCAGUUUGAGUUGUAGAGAGUUUGAGCAGUAUCUAUUGGUAUCACAUUAUCUUGCUACUUGAUCAGCUUGCAGUAGAGUACCACAGCUCAAUGGUAUAGUAGCUAAGAUAUCAGUAUCACUCCUACGACACACUGAUGUCAUACCUGCUGAUAGAGCUUUCUAUCAAGCUGGGAUGUACUGUAAGGUCAGUAUU